AUGUGUAAGAAGUUCAGCUACAGCUAUUUUGUAGAUCAUCACCUGACACUGCCUAAUGGUGAUAGGUUGCAAGUGGAACACCUCUGUGAUAUGUUAAGGGCCUUUUACGUGCCAAGUAAUCCUCCAACAAUAGUAAGAGGCUCAAAUCAUAAAGUGAAAUGUUCAUGUACUGCAAAUCAACUACAUGAGGCAGGACUGAAAUUUGAAGUUCAUCAAGAUAGAGGCAUAUUCGAGCUGGAAUGUUCAGAGGGAGUCUUCAAAAUGCCACUUAUUCGGAUUAAUGUAAUGACUGAGAUUAUGCUCCGAAAUUUGGUUGCGUUUGAGCAGUGUCAUCACAAUUUUGAGAAGUAUUAUGUUACUAACCACAUGUUCCUCUUGUAUAAUCUUAUCAAAACUGGAAAGGACGUCGAAAUUCUUGUUGAAAAGGGAAUCAUGGAGAACUUUUUGGGGGACAAUAAUGAUGUGGCUACCAUGAUUAUCAAACUUUCCCAACAAGUUGUGUUUGCAGGCAUCAAUACUAAUUAUGGCAAUCUAUAUGUAAAGCUGGAUGUAUAA
Messenger RNA from Prosopis cineraria, 555 nucleotides. RefSeq lists its product as uncharacterized. Bases 1 to 555 code for a protein of 184 amino acids. The transcript has a single exon. The record is from RefSeq and is a predicted model, not a curated record. Lineage: Eukaryota; Viridiplantae; Streptophyta; Magnoliopsida; Fabales; Fabaceae.